Molecule: messenger RNA, 993 nt
Organism: Candidula unifasciata
Lineage: Eukaryota; Metazoa; Mollusca; Gastropoda; Stylommatophora; Geomitridae
Source: the annotation of a GenBank genome assembly
AUGGCUCUGUCAGUAGAGAAACUGCUGGUGGAUGCUCACACCCUGGUCUUACACCUGAAGGAUCAUGACCUCUUGGCUGAAAACAUCAUUGCCGUCACGCAGACGCUCUAUAACAAGACUAAAGCUAUGAAACAGUAUCAGGAUGAUAUCACCGAGCUGAAUGAGAUUGCAAAACACCGGCCUCGGUCCACGCUAGUGUUGGGCUUAGCACAAGAAAAUCGCCAGAUUCGGGAUCUGCAGCAGGAGAACAGGGAGCUGCAGGCGGCCCUGGAGGAGCACCAGUCUGCUUUGGAACUGAUCAUGCAGAAAUAUAGGGAGCACACAGUUAAACUGUUGCAUAGCAACAGAGUUGAAAAAUCACUUCAGGAGCGGGAGGUCGUUGAUAAGGAGUCAGUGUGUCAGCUGAUGGACAAGAUUGAUGAAAUGGCUGGAGUCAUGCAGAAGGCUAUUGAGGUGGACGAAAAGCUGGGUCGAGUAGAUGAGGAGCGUUUGACUCGUCUGGAGGUGGAAAACAAAGCCCUGAGAGAGCUGCUAGAGAUUUGUUCCACCUCCAAGGAAAGAAUUGUAUCUGUAGAGCCUAUGAAAGACAGAGGAAAUGAAAGUGAGAGUGAAGAUGACAAAACAGAUACAGAUUGCGAUUCUUCAAUUUUAGUUUCUCCGGUUAAGGUGAACGAGGAGGAGAUGACGGAUGAGGAUAGGACUAAUAGUAGGCAGGAUGAACUGGAUAGCCAGGAUGACUUAUCAGCCACUAGUGCCGACAGCGAGGACACCAUCACUUUAGGUAACGCCAGGUUGCCAGGGGCUAGUAAAUCAGCCAAUGAUGUCAGGAAAAGUAAACCGGCUGCGUCUGCUGAAGGUGACAAUGUUAAGAAAACAAAGUCCAGCACCUUACUAAAGAAGGAUACAGCAGCGGGAAAGAAAACUGCUUCCACAGAGGUAAAGAAAGAUUCAAAAGGUAAAAAAAUUCUACCCAAAACUGCAGGAAAGAAAUAA